GGGCUCAUCAAAAAGCAACCUUCCACUCCCAUUUAUGCUCAGAAAGUAGCCGAAGCCCUUCCACACCCAUUGAUAGAAUCAGAAGAACAGACAUGAAGCUUUGGGCUUUGGCUCUGUUAUUGCCUAUUUUGGUUCAUGGUGUUGCAGGAGAUGGUUUUGUCAGAACUGGGGGAGCUCGUUUUCUGCUGAAUGGUAGUCCUUACUAUGCAAACGGCUUCAAUGCCUACUGGUUAAUGUAUGUCGCCUCCGACCCAUCUCAGAGGUCGAAGGUCUCCGCCGUGUUUCGUGAAGCCUCAAGCCAUGGCCUUACGGUUGCUAGAACUUGGGCUUUCAGCGAUGGUGGGUAUAGACCUCUUCAAUAUGCUCCUGGCAACUACAAUGAACAAAUGUUUCAGGGGUUGGAUUUUGUUGUAACUGAGGCCAGGAGGUUUGGAAUCAAGCUGAUAUUGAGCUUGGUUAACAACUAUGAGAACUUUGGAGGGAAAAAACAGUAUGUAAAUUGGGCAAGAAGUAAGGGACAGUACCUGAAUUCUGAUGAUGAUUUCUUCAGGAAUCCUGUCGUGAAGGGAUUCUACAAAAACCAUGUCAGGACCGUUCUUUACAGAUACAACAGAUUUAGUAGAAUUCAUUACAAGGAUGAUCCAACAAUUAUGGCCUGGGAGCUUAUGAAUGAGCCUAGAUGCACAUCAGACCCAUCUGGAAGAACAAUCCAAGCUUGGAUCAUGGAAAUGGCUUCCUUUGUGAAAUCUAUUGACAGAAACCACUUGCUAGAAGCAGGUUUAGAAGGAUUCUAUGGACACUCAUCACCUCAAAGAAUGAGACUGAACCCAGGUUUUAACAUUGGGACAGACUUCAUUGCAAACAACAGAAUCCCAGGCAUUGAUUUUGCUACUCUUCAUUCCUAUCCUGAUCAAUGGUUAUCAAGCUCAAAUCAACAAUACCAGCUAUCAUUCUUAAACAAUUGGAUAUCAACCCACAUACAAGAUGCACAGUACAUACUACACAAGCCAAUUCUCCUCACAGAAUUUGGCAAAUCAUGGAAGGUUCCAGGUUUCAGCACAAAAGGAAGGGAUGUUCUAUUCAAUACCGUAUACUCCAAAAUAUACUCAUCUGCGAGAAGGGGUGGCGCCGCCGCUGGGGGCCUCUUCUGGCAGCUACUGACGGAAGGAAUGGAUUCUUUUCGCGAUGGAUAUGAGAUAAUCCUAAGCCAAAACCCUUCAACGGCGAACGUGAUAACCCAACAAUCCCGCAGGCUGUAUCAAAUUAGAAGGAUCUUCGCUAGAAUGAGAAACAUCGAGAGAUUGAAGAAGGCUAGGGCUGCAAGGGUCAAACCAAUUGGAAAUUGAAGGAACUUGGUAAAGGGUUUCUCUCCUUGAGAUGAAUCGCUUCGUCCAGGAGGAGAGCUGAGAUUUAAAUUCAUGUGUUCUUAUUAUGAGCUUGAACGGACCGAAUUUUUAGUUAUGCAUUAUUUUGUUCUCGGUGGUUAUACAAAGCCUAAUUUGACCC
Messenger RNA from Cucurbita maxima (winter squash), 1506 nucleotides. RefSeq names its product mannan endo-1,4-beta-mannosidase 7-like. The transcript has 5 exons. NCBI's taxonomy places the organism in Eukaryota, Viridiplantae, Streptophyta, Magnoliopsida, Cucurbitales, Cucurbitaceae. Gene Ontology annotation, molecular function: hydrolase activity, hydrolyzing O-glycosyl compounds. Bases 93 to 1346 code for a protein of 417 amino acids. The record is from RefSeq and is a predicted model, not a curated record.